This is a messenger RNA of Manis javanica (Malayan pangolin), 2051 nucleotides long. RefSeq names its product chromosome 3 C8orf58 homolog (gene C3H8orf58). The record is from RefSeq and is a predicted model, not a curated record. NCBI's taxonomy places the organism in Eukaryota, Metazoa, Chordata, Mammalia, Pholidota, Manidae.
GCCGCCGCGGCGAGGGCGCGCUGGCCGGGAUCGCUCGGUGCGGCUGCAGCCCGCGGCCGGGGCGCCGCGUCGGGGCCGGGAGCCGGGCCAUGCUGGGCCGGCGGCGCGUCUUCGCCGUGGAGCCGCUCAGCGGCGGGGGUGGGGCUGGCCAGGACCUGGUGCGAGGCUGUGUGGCACCAGGAGUCACCAGCACCUACAGACGGAUCCCGGACGCUGCUCCAGGGUGCUCACUGGACCACUGGGAGGGACAUGGCCAGCUGAGAGGUCUCAGGACUCAGGAGCGGGUUCUCAAACUGGCCUCCCAGGACUCAGGAGUGGAGAUGAAAAUUGGGGACAACUCCCUGGCCACCUCACAAGGGCUUUCUCAGUACUCUCUGGACUUUGAGCCCCCAGGGGCCCCUGAGGCCCUGGUCCAUGCUGCCAUGGAGCCUUCUGCCCACCUAGGGCGGCUCCUGACCAGCCGUAAGCUGGAGCAGGUGCUGGAGCGGUCCCGUCAGCUCCCGACUUCCGCCAGCUUGUCACACCAGCACCACUCCCUGAAGCCUCCAAGCAAGCCUGUGUAUGAAAUGCCUCCUUUUGGAUCAGGGGAACAGGAGGCCGUGCAGGCAGAAACCGACCUAGAGACAGGCCUGGAGGAAGCAGAGGUGGCGCGGGGCUUGGAGCCUGAAGCCUGGGCCAACCUUCCAGGGCAGGGUCUUCGCUACCUGGAACACCUGUGCCUGGUGCUGGAGCAGAUGGCGAGCCUCCAGCAGCUCUGCUUGCAGCUGCAGACCCGGAGGCCUGUGGGGAACAGCCUCAGCCCUCUGGUCAGGGCCCCAAGUACCCGGCUCUCCUGUGCGCAGAACCCUGAAGAGGAAGAGGAGUCGGCCCUGGUUCCUUCACCUCCACCCUCUUGUGCUGCAGGCAGUGAGGGGCCCGGGCUGCUCAGCCAGAUGGAGACAGGGGCAAAACCAGCUUUACUCCCAAAGGUAGGAGUGCCCAGCGCUGACCCUCCCAGGCUGUCAGAGGCCCCAGAAGAGCCAGUUCACACCUUUCCAUCCUUCCAGAAACACAAGCAGGAUCUCUCCCAGUGGAACAAGGUCAAGGUCCUACUCAACCGGAUCCUCUGGAGGAGCCUCCGACACCCUGAACCCCCUGCCCUUCCUGAUGGCCCUGUCCCCAGGACUGAGUCAAGAGACCUCCCUGACAUACCUCCAUGCCACCCCCUCCGGAAGACCUUCAUGCCAUCACUCAUGGUUAAGAAGCAACGAACAAAAAAACUUUCCAUGUGCUGAGACCUCCUUGCGCAGGGACAUGACCCUAGGUGGAGGCAUGUGCAGUGAAGUCAUCUUCUUCGCCCUUUGCCCUGUUGCAGCCUCUGGGCACUUCCAGGAAAAGCUGCUGAUGCUCACCCUUCUUUCUGAGGCUAGGGCUGAGUUCUUCUCCUCUGAGCAGCUUGGCAGAGAAGCCCUGCAUCCCUGAGAGGCCCAAGGUGUCUCCUGGGCUCCUCCCAGGUUGCCAGAAAUUCCUGGGCUUAGACAAUGUGAACUAACCUAUUUAUCAGACAGCCAUGGAAUGUGUAUUGGCACAGUGAUCUAUUGGGGCCCAGCAUAUUACAAAUGUAUAUUUGUGCAAAAUGUGUGUGUGCGUGCGUGUGCACGUGUGUGUGUGUGUAUGCUGUUACUGAACUGGAGUCCUACUUUCCUCCCCAUAGUUAUGUGAGGAGCUCCAGGACAGAGGAGGGUGUUAACCUGACUGUCUCUGUUUUGAGUCUCGGCUGUGGAGUAGAGCAUACUGAGACUGCACCAGGAAUUGGAGGGUCAGGGACAACAUGGGAACAGCAGAGUAACCUUCAAGGUCUAUUCUCAGCUGCUUUGCUCCCUACUAGCCUUUACACAUCAGAACUGAAACUAGAGGCCAUAUUAGCUUUUAGACCUUGACAAAAUCCCUUAACUUUUCUGAGCCAUAGCUUCCCACUUAAUCUCCCAAAUGGUAUGCCUGACUUACCUGUGCCCUAUCUACCUCACAGGCUUGUUUCAAGGAUAAAAUAUGAUUAAACUGUCUCAAAGUGC